Messenger RNA from Ornithodoros turicata, 1311 nucleotides. RefSeq lists its product as uncharacterized. Bases 158 to 853 code for a protein of 231 amino acids. The transcript has 4 exons. Lineage: Eukaryota; Metazoa; Arthropoda; Arachnida; Ixodida; Argasidae. The record is from RefSeq and is a predicted model, not a curated record.
AUGUCGCGUACUCCCAGCAACGUGAUGUUUCACACAGAGAAGAUACGGGUGCGUUCACAACGUCCCUCGCUACCAGUGUAACCGCAAAGUCGUCGCGUAGUUCGUGAUCGUUCAAUGAAGUAUCGAUCUAGUUUGACUGCAGCGCCUUGCUACCUUUAUGUGUUGUGUUCUGAACGUUGUCUUGGCAAACGGGAACUUAAACGGGUGUUCACAUCGUUUACGUUGUGUUACAUAUAACUCGUUCGUUGAAGUCGGCUGCAAGGUUCCUGGAGUACGACACACGCUGAAAGGUACAUUCAAUCUUGCAGCUACAGCGCGGAGUGCAAUUAUGAAACACCUCAUUUUGUGCGUAGUGCUGGGAACGGCAGCAUCAGCAUAUCACGUCAGCCUCAAUGAUGUACUCUAUCCUGAUGACACAUCAACGGAGAGUGAUAAUGAGCAAGAUGACUUCAACGCAGCAUUCGUCAAAAGCCUUCAGCUCUCUCAAGCCUACGGCAGGCUCCUACACAAGGCGAAACGGUACGAAGAGUCUGGCCUCAAUGUGGACCCAAAGGCGUUCAGUCAACAGCGACAGGCACUGCUAUGGGAUGGAGUACAGCUGAGAAGGAAACACCCUCUUGCACUGCCGCUAGCUGCGCGCCUAAUGGAAGCCCUUUACCUUGUCAGCAUCAGCCAUGGUCAUCCUCACAAAGCCAAGUCCGAUCUAUCUUACCUUGGAAAGGCUUUGGUUAAUGUCCUUGUUAGUGAAAAAGCAGAGGCCGUUCUGAAGGCAUUUGCGAAGUUGGUUCAGGAAGGUGGCAUCUGGGUUUAUGCACCUCCAGUUGACGCACCACAGUUCAUACCGACUAUUUAGCUUCACAUGCGUGUUCUUCGGGUCUGGUGGAUACAUGAGCAAGCGAAAAUGUGUGCUCUGGAGAAUGGCUAUGGUUCCAGAUAAUUUCUCCUUAAUUAGAUUUCACGAACCCUGAUUACGUGUACGUUCAACGUAUUGGCUUUUUAUAGUAUUGGCUACAAGGAAGUGAAGCGGCAGUGACCUCGUACUUUUAUACAUUGUAUUGUAUGUAAUAGAACUCAAAUCCGCUGCUUCGCUAUGCUAGGCUAAGCUAAGCAGUCGUAACGUCAACUUCUUGUCUUUGUCCAUGUCCUUUGCUGCUUCGAGCUCUAAUGCCAGUUUACCAUCUACUCAAACUUCAUACUCUUGUGCUGUUUUUGAUGUAUGCGGCUGAACAGAAUACAUCAAGUCAUGAUGUCUUGCUCAGCAGGUAAAGUAUGUAAAUAUUCAGAAAUAAAGCAAGUAUGCAUACUACACAU